Racocetra persica is the source of this 158-nucleotide messenger RNA. The record is from the annotation of a GenBank genome assembly. Lineage: Eukaryota; Fungi; Glomeromycota; Glomeromycetes; Diversisporales; Gigasporaceae.
CAAUCGAUCCAAGAUGCAAGAACUUUGAAUUUGAAGGUACUACAUUGAAAUAUCAAGAUUACUUUAGAUUAGAGUAUGAUCAAAUUAUAAGUGAUAAAAGUUUUGAGCUGUUAUUAAACAAAGUAGCACUUGAUCUAUCUGGGUCAUUCAUAUCAAUG